Messenger RNA from Manis pentadactyla (Chinese pangolin), 645 nucleotides. It is a transcript of the gene NHLRC4, whose product is annotated as NHL repeat containing 4. Lineage: Eukaryota; Metazoa; Chordata; Mammalia; Pholidota; Manidae. The record is from RefSeq and is a predicted model, not a curated record.
UACAUGCCAGGAGCUGGGGCAUCCACACUAGAGGACACGGCUGUGAUAGCCACCGGGCUUGUUGUGGUCAGUGACGUCGUCCAUGGGGCUGUCCAUGGGCUCCAGCACACUGCCCAAGUCCCCCAAGGCUGCUGGGUGACAGUGGGCACCUUUCUGGCCCCUUGGGGGCUGGCUAUGAAUGCCCUUGGCCGCCUCCUGGUGACAGACUAUGUGGCUGGGGUUGUACACGGCUUUACCCUGGGCCCUGCCUUAGAGCCCCUGGCCCCGACGUCCAUGCUGGGUCUGGAGGGCCCCUGCUGGUUUGGCCUGGGACCUGAUCGGGGCCUUGCUGUGAGUGAGGAGUUUGGGGCUGUGCAGCUGUGUAGUGCCCACCAGUCCCUGGGCUCCCUGGGAGGCCUGAUGGGGCAUGCCUUUGGCAGCCCCGCAGGCGUGUGCACGGACACUAAGGGCAGUGUACUGACUGAUGAGCAGCAGCGCCAGGUGACUCUGCUUCCCCAGGCUGGGGUGGCUGUCUGCCUGGCGUCCGAGGGGCUGGGGCAGCCAGCUUGUGAUGGCAGAUGCAGGGGAUGGCUUCAAGGAGUACCAGGACCUCUCAGAGCUGGCCUGAGCCAGGGGGCUUGGAUAGGAGGAGCCCCUUCACUGUGA